Molecule: messenger RNA, 1827 nt
Organism: Besnoitia besnoiti
Lineage: Eukaryota; Apicomplexa; Conoidasida; Eucoccidiorida; Sarcocystidae
Product: putative protein kinase
Exons: 2
Coding region: 1-1827 (608 amino acids)
Biological process (GO): mitotic DNA damage checkpoint signaling; protein phosphorylation
Cellular component (GO): nucleus; cytoplasm
Molecular function (GO): ATP binding; protein serine/threonine kinase activity
Source: RefSeq, a predicted model, not a curated record
AUGGAGGGGUGGCCUGAGAGGCUGACGACGUUCGGAAUGGAUCCGGCGAGGGCCUUUCCGCUGUGCGACAUGCAGACGCUGACGCCGGAGACUCGGGCGCCUGAGUAUCCGCCGGAAGGGCGUCGCCGGGGUCGGUCUUACCCUCUCUGCCUUCCCGGCUGCAUCUCCAGGUCCGCAGGCAGGCCGAAAGACCAGAGGGGAGGGUCACUCGCGUCGCCGUUUGAGUGCUUCGGCAGCUUCGCGGGGGUUUCCCCCACGUGCUGUACGCCGGCGCACCGCGGCUGGAGCCCGUCGACGGUCAGCGGUGCAAGCACCCGCCGCAGCUACUCGAGCAGCGAGGAGGACAGCGAGGAGACACCUAGGCCGACGCGGUCUCCGUCGGCGGCGUCGCUGGCGGGACAGCCAGAAUCUUCUGCUGCGUCUAUCUCUCCUCCCUGCGUGAAGAGGGCGGCGGAGGGCGACGCGCAGGGGCUUUGUUCCCGCGGGUCGUCUCCGUCCGCCGCAGCCCAAGGCCGCGGCGUCGGCGGCGGCGAUGCGCGCGACGAGGGCGCCGACUGCGGCUCGCCAAGGCAGGCGGAGUUCUGUAAGUUCGUUGGGGACGUCAAUUCGCACUUUGUGCUGCUCGAGAAGUUGGGCGCAGGGAGCCAAGGCGUCGUGUACAGGUCUCAGCUGCGGCGCGGGCCUCCGCCGCUGGGUGACGCAGACUCUCCCGGGGAGGAGGGCGGCGGGGCCGAGGAAGUCUGUCUGAAGUUCCUCGUGGCGGAGACUCUCGCACCGUCCUCCGUCGAGCGGCUGUGUCGCCUCCGCGUUCCCCAUGUCGUCCGCCACCACUGCGCGAUUCACGACUGCCGCGGCCAGUGGCUGCUGAUGGAUCUCGCACGCGGCCCCGAGCUCUUGGUGCUCAUCCGGCGCAAACACCAGAGCGGCGGCGGCGACGAGAGCUGCAAGGGUCGGCGCUGUGCGUGCGGACGCGAGGCGCGAGCGGUCGCCGAGGCCCUCGACGAGGCGGCCUGCAAGCGCUACCUCGUGCAAAUGCUCGAGGCGCUGGCUGGACUCCACGCCGAGGGGCUGAUCCACGGCGACGUGAAGGCGGAAAACUUUCUUCUGGAGGAGCCCCUGCACCUUUGCCACGCGACGAGCGACGAACGCGAAAAACCCCGCCCACUGCCCUCAAUCGUCCUCAGCGACUUGGGGAGCGCAGUGCCCAGGGAACGCGCUCAGCGAAGGCCUCGUGGAGGCCGGACUAUGCCCCCUGGAGAGGGAACGCCCAUGUACAUGGCCCCCGAACUCUUUACCAAGUCCAGCUACGACGAGAAAGUGGACGUGUGGGCGGCCGGCAUAGUGUUUGCUCUCCUUCUCGCGGGUCGCACACCCUUCGACAACACAGACGUUCUCUCAUUUCUGUGGAGACACUGCGCAAGUUCGCCCUGCAGCAGCGGCGCCUGCGCGUUUGAGCCGACGUCUCGCCGCGACGUGUCUUGCCCCCUCGCGUUCUCGAAGAAAGCGGCGGGUUCGUGUGCGCCGGGCGCGUCCACAUCGCUCCUCCAGCAGAGGGGCGAGGGGAUCUCCGCACCAUUGUCGCCGACGCUGCCGCCUGUGAGGGAGGAUGGCAUGGCGAUAUUCACGAACGACUUCGAAGAUGCCGCAGACUUCGCGCCGCUGUUGGAUCCCCUGAUUGACGCCGAGAUCAACCAGGGCGAGGCGUGGAGGGACGUAUCAAUUGAGGCGAAGCGCAUGGCUCUGAAGCUGCUGAGCGUCGACCCCCGAGCGCGGCCCUCCGCCGCCGAGGCCUUAGCAGAUCCCUGGCUUAAUACGCAGCAUCUGUAG